Molecule: messenger RNA, 7834 nt
Organism: Spirodela intermedia
Lineage: Eukaryota; Viridiplantae; Streptophyta; Magnoliopsida; Alismatales; Araceae
Source: the annotation of a GenBank genome assembly
AUGGUGAUCCCCGUCGAGACUUAUCUGGUGACGGCCGUCGAGUCCCUGGAAUACGAGCUCUUAAAGAGUUCCCUCGCCCGCUCCUCCGUCGUCGGGUUAGACGCCGAGUGGAAGCCUUGGUCCCGCGAGGACGAUGGCGAUGAGGGCACCGCCAAGUCCUCCGCCGCCCUGCGGUCGUUCCCGACCGUGACUCUCCUUCAGAUCGCCUGCCGGGAGGCGACGGAUCCCGCUGGUCGAGGGACGCGGGUGUUCUUGGUGGAUCUGCUCGCUCUGGAGCUCGCCGAAUUUUGGGGAACUCUGAGGGAUGUGUUUGAGUCGCCUCACGUGCUGAAGCUGGGCUUCCGAUUCAAGCAGGAUCUCAUUUACCUGUCUUCCACAUUCGCGGCCCAGGGCUGCCAUCCGGGCUUCGACAAGGUAUCAGUCCCCCCCGAGAUUAUCAUAUGGAGCUGUUGAAAACUAGAUAUUAAUCUGGGCGACCUAAAUCGGUGUAAUUGUGUGAAUUUUUUCGUCGGUUCUUUCGGGCUCUCCUUAUCCUUUUUCUACUGAGACGAGAGUCGUUCGACUUAUUAUCAUGUUCCUCAAAUUCGUCGUCAAUUCUGGCAAUUUUCGAUUCACAUCCCUCCUUCUUCGAUUGGUUCAGCUCCACCAACUGGGAAGAAUAAAGGUGCUGGCUACGUUUGUGGGGGCGGUUUUAUUUAUGUUCUUGAUUUAUUGUCGUAGUGGUAUCUCUCUGAAUUCAUCUAUUUACUUCAUCAUAUCUUAGUCUUACUUGCCAUCUCUGACUUCAAAUAGUCUUUUGAAACUCUGAGCUAAUGCACACGAAAAUUUUACCGUACUUCCUGCACAAAUGCUAUUGGUUCACAAUAAGACGAGGAGAAGGGAGGACCAAAAAUUCAGCUAUCUUACCUUUAGCAUUAUGUGGAUAUAUCAGUUGUAUGCAACAUCUCCUAAUCUCAUUGGCAACUUUAUCGGAUAAGUCUUUUGAUUUCUGAGUUGAUGCAUCAUCUGCAAUGUCGCCUGUUAAAUGACUAAUUUAUUGUAAAUCCAUGUGGACAGGUGGAACCAUUUAUGGAUAUUACUAGUGUAUACUACUAUCUGAAGACUGGUUGCACAGGAGACGGGAAAAGGCCUCCAAAGCAAUCAGAGAGUUUGGCGACAAUUUGCAAACAAGUGCUUGGAGUUGUUCUCUCGAAGGUUUGACCACCUACGACCUGUUUCACUUAUACUUAGUCUAAUUUUCCAUCAUUAUUGUGAUUAGUUUGCUGUAAGCGGGGGAAUGUUCCAAAUUUCUUUAGCAGUACUGCCAGCAUCAUAAGAAAAGAGCUCUUCUUUUUGGGAACCUCGAUCUAUCUUUCUUCAAUGGCUUGCUUCGGUUCUCCAGACAAAUCUGUCAUACACAUCCAGUUCAUCACGGAGGCAUCUUGGCAAUUUGUUAAAACUUUUAUGUCCAUAAUUUGGGAAUCAAAGCGAUUCUUGAAGCAGUCCGAUAGGAAACCGGAUAGGGUAGGGAGGAAGGAACAGAAGAAGGUCGGUUUCAAGUAGAGCAAGAAACACGAGGAAGAAUAUAUGCUGCAUUCCAAGCUUUUCAAAUCCUAGAUUGAUCUUCAACUAGCGCAUAUCCAAUCGAAAGUGAAGGUCAGAUCGUGAGUUAGCCCAAGUUUCCAAAAAUUCAUAUGGAGGACUUUAUUUACUUUUCUGCUAGUGCACUAAGUAGCGCCAUUAGUGUUGACAUCGUGUUGGUUCUUUCGAGUAAAGUAAAAAAAUAAGCCUUUAUGCGGAGUCUUGCAUAUAUAGAGGAAUACGAUUUAAACACAAAGCCUAUACGGUCUCCAAACACCUUUUUUGCCUUCUUGGCAUUCUCACGAUGUUUCUAAUCUUUGACAAACGAGGGUUAUAUGUUCACAACUAUGGCAGGUUUGUUGAGGGUGGCAUCUGCGUGUAUUUUGAAGCUGAGAGUCUGUCACUUAAAUUGGUGAAUCUUUGUGAGACUUCAGAGUGUAGGUACCAUGUCCGGGAGCUUGGAAGCUGAAAGAGAAGGGAAAAACAUCCAAAGCUUUCGAUGUAAUCUGGAUUAGUUAAAUAAAAUGGUGUCAUGAUUCUCCUGCUUUUUGAGAAUAAACUAUGACAUGGCUCAAAAACCAGAUUUCUUCUUGGAGAUGUGAAAUGUGGAACGAGGAUCCAGAUUUUUGAGGGUCCUGUCAUUGAAUCACAACCCACUGGUGCUUGGAUAUAGAAGAGAAGCCAGCGUAUCUAGAUUGUUCGUAAAGAUACCUGUCUGGAAGCACUUUGAAGAAGUUGCCCCACCGAACAAUUUUCAAAUCAGGGGAUUUCAGAAAAUCUGCGUCUCUUUGUCACCUGUUUGAUGUGGACCAAGCACCGGUUCUCUGAGCCAGGGGGACAGCAAGAACAAGAAGAGGAAGGCUGUUAUUACUGCACUUUAUGCUUCUAUGUUCCUCUUCUUUUCAGAGCUCGUUCUCCACCUAUACAAUGGAAACCCAAGAGUAGGAGCAACAUGUGGCUUAAAAAGCCAGCCGGACUAGGAUAUAUUUGCCUGAAAUCAGCCAAUCAAAGCUGAGUUACUUUUUGUAAGGUUGGUCUGGAUUCCCUUUCUGCAUUAGAAUAAAAUUAUUCCAGAAAUCAUAGGUGGCCUGCAUUCCCAUUUUAGAUUAGAAUAGACUAAUUCCAGAGAUCAUAGGUCAACUUCAGGAGAAAAACUUAAGUCAAAACAAACUGCAUUGAAUGGGAAACGAUCCGUUAAGUUGUACCUGCAAACUCGGGGUAGCAAAACCAGUCUUUAGAUGACUAGGCUGGUCAUUUGGCUCCAAGUAGAGUCAUACUCUAGUCGCAUUAUGACUUAACAGGGGAAGAUUCUUACAUAUAGUCAUAUUUCUGCUAACAAUAGUUUUAUUCAGUCACUGUUCACAGGCUUCUGGGGCAGGUCAGCAUGUGGUCACUAUAGACCUCCACCUUGAUGUUUGAUGUUUAUAUUAUCAUCUGGGAAGUGAUGGAAUCGUGAAAGAAAAGGCGCAUGUAGUGGAAUAACAUCAUAUGCUAAAUAGAGAAGAUUCAUUCUCGACUAUUCUGGACGUGUAUCCUUGUAAAAAUAAACCAUCCUCUAGAUUUAGAUUCAAAAUAAGUAUCUUUAUUUAAUGUUUGGUCUAUCAUCAUAUUUGUUAUUUUUAUGUCUAGAGAUUCUUCUCUUGAAUGAUAGCCAAGUGAUUCUUAUAAUUUUCUUAUUUCCUUAUUGAAGGACAAAUCUGAUGCAUGCUAUGUACAUCCAGGAACUCCAAUGUAGUGACUGGUCAAUUCGUCCUCUUACGGAUGAACAGAAACUGUAUGCAGCUGCAGAUGCUUACUACUUGCUUGAAAUAUUCGAUGUGUUUCAAUGCAGUUUUAAUCACCAAGGUAUGUCUUUCGUGAUACCUGACCAUAUGUUAGAUAUCACAUUUUCCGCUUUAACUUUACAGUUCUAAAGAACAAUAUAAAGUUGACGAAUUUAAAAUGAUUUAUUUUGUCUUCAAUGACUACCCUGGAUAGAUAUAUUGUUUUGGUGAUUUUCACAUCUCUGCUUUUCUCUCUCUCUCUCUCGCUCCGUGGACAUGCAUGUGAUGAAAACAUCAUGCUGUAUACAUUAAACAUAUCUAAAAGUGCCAAUGUACAGAAAAUACAUUUUUGUUUCGCGGGAAUUCCAUCCGUUUAUGUGAUGAGUUAUGACUGAUAAAUCCUUGAUCUCGCCUGUAUUUUAAUAGAACUCUUUCAAUUCUGAUGUGAUCCCACAAGCUUCCCUGAAAACUCUAUCUAACUCAAACCCCUGUCCAGUACGUUGGGAAGUUUUUCCAUAUAAAGUUGUCCAUGUUAGGACAAAAAAUACAAUUUUUGAAAUCAGAGUAUUGGCUUGGAAACUGCCCUUUGAUAUGAUCAUUGGCAACCAUCCCUAAGGACGAAUCUCAUGUUAAUUUCAUACGUGAACUACCAUAACCACGGUUAAUUAUUUAAAUGUAAGACAGGAACGAGCACAUGGUUCUAAACCCUCUCACUAAACAUGAGACGUUUCUGGUUAAGAAUUUUGGUUGAAAACUCAUAAGUCUAUUGGCAAAGGGAUUCUUAAAAAUGUCAUUUUUCUGUCUCUGACAGCACUAGUGAAUCACUUGCAUGAUUCAAGUUACAGUGAGUGUAGUUGUUAAGGUGUUGUUCGAAGUGUUGAAUGUAUAGGCGAGUCAUUCGUAGUCAAAGGUGCAAAAAUCUGGGGACAUACCUUCUUUAUUUUUCUUAGAAGACCCUGUGCUGCUAUAAUGUGGCUUAUGACCAGCGUUUCUUAUUACUUUCUGCUAGUAUUUAGGACAGUAAUUUUAUCUUAAGAUAGCACCUCUAAAAAUAUUUUCUUCAUCUCGGUCAAUGAAAUAACCUGAUAGAUUCAACUGAUUAGGAAACCAUACAGAAAUUGUAUCAAUCAAUUUUGGGUAUCUUGAUUUCUGUCUAUAAAAUUUUGGGUAUCAAUCAACUGAUAGCUUGGGUAUCUUCUAUCAAUCAAUGAAAUUUUGGGUAACUAGUGAGGCAUGGAUUUAUUCCAUCAUCUAUGUACAAACUUAUAAAAGUUGUACAAAAUCCUGCAUAUGUUCCUUUUUGUGGCAUAGCUGUAGACGGACGGAUAUUCGUAAAGUAUUUAUUAUAAAACUUCUUCCACUUUACGCCCUAUCAUAGUUCUCAGGAUUCAUUGAAAUAUGCAAAUGCUAGAUAAAAGGCAGUUUCUUAUAUCGACCAAAAGUAUAUGAGUUACUGAUGACAAAAGAUGAUCACGUCUCUGGGAGUUUAUUCUUUUAAAUACUUAAUAUUUCCCAAAUUUAUCGUAUUUUUAUUUUAUAUGGUUUUAUUAUAUUAUAUUAAUUUAGUCUCUUUAUCUUCUUUACUUUUCUUUCUCUCCUUAAAGAUAUUGUAGCUGAUAUCAAAGUCAUCUCUCUUUCUUUUAUUUUUCCUUUCAUCAUUCCUCAACGGAUUUCGUAGAUUGAUGAUUCCUAAUAUAUACAUAAGCUUUGAUGCCAUAAGACUUACCAAUCUGAAUUAACCCAACCCCGAAUUCAUGGAUAAGAUUUAUGGUUUAGAUUGUGAUUUAUGCUAUGCGAACUACUUGCAUGUUAUGUCACAUUUCCGUCGAAGAGGCUAUCAUCCCACACUACAUAGCAGGGCUAGUAUGCUAGUUUUCAUACUAGGACUUGAUUAUUGGCGGGGUAACCUUGAGAAAUGGGUCAGAUUGAAUUUUACUUCAAAGAAUAAGUGGGAGGUGCACUUAUAUAAAAAGUUGUUCACCUGGUAAGUGACAUUUUCUAUUACUUAAUUGGCUUUAAUUUAAUUUCUCCACUUUUGUAGUUGCUGUCUUUUAAAUAAUUAAAGGAUCAGAUUCUUAUUUUUUAUUUUUAUGAAUUUUACCGAUUAGAUCAACAUAAAUGUGAGACAACAAACUUAAUGAGCAUAGCAUGGCACGCAAUUCGAGAUGGUCGGCCAUGGUUUCAAAGACUUCUCUCUUGAAAUUUAGUUUCUUCUCGGUUCACAGUUUUUUCUAUCAAUAGAAUGCCAUGUAUUUUUUCUGCUGACCCUUGAAAUCGAGCUCGUUAUCAUACGAACUCCCCAGCCUUUUAUUCUCUUGUCUCAAAAGGCCACUAAAAUGGACCCUAGCUUGAAAAGAUAAUUCUUCCGAUCAUGGAUAUGCCAAUGGUCUAGGAUUGGUCUGUUCACAAGUCAGAGUUCGCUCAGAAGGCGCUCAAUUUUCUUCUUGUGAAAAUGGUGUACCAAUUAGAUGAACUACGUGAGCAUGUGCUUUUGCAUCAUUUAAGUAACCUAAGUGUAGGGAAUUCUGAACCUGUAGGAAGGCCGAAGAAGGUUCAUUCAUUCUUCAGUCCUCAAUCAUGUGACUGAAAUAGGAUAAAAUCCUGGCAAAAAUCAAAUGCAUCUACGGGGUUGAAUCUUAGUUCUCGGAAAAUAGUUCGCUAUGAAGUUUCCUUUGUUAAAUAGAUUCACUUAAUGUUGUUUGAUCGUCUGUGCCGUGUUCAUUAUUCAACAAUAGACUGCAUUAUUAUUAUGUUUUCUAGAAUUGCAAUUAACUCUGCUGCAGAUGAAUCUCUUGCCGACAGUUUGGAGGUCUAUUCAUCUAGAGUGAGCUCUGGGUUGAAAGAUCUUUUCAAGGCACCGGUUGUCUGUGAUAAUGUUUUGGGAAUCAAGUUUGGCAGAGCAAGCGAUAUCGUAAAAUCAAGUGGCUAUGCUCUCCCAAGUGUCCCCCUUUCUUCAGAAUCCACAUCCACACCUUCACUUGAAUCGACUCUUCCACUGGAUAUCUCCCUGUCAGGAAUUGUCAGAAAAUACGGCGAAAGGAUUCUUUUGCAAGAGUCGGAAAGAAAACCAAGGACAUCAAAACGGAAAGGGAGAAGGCAGCCUUCAGCAUCUUGGAAAUCUAAAGAUCAUCUGGCAAUGGUCAGUGAUUGGCAGGGUCCCCCACCAUGGGAUUCAGCUGGUGGGGGGGACGAAUGCCCAAGGUUUCUGUGCGAUGUAAUGGUACGAGCUUUUUGAUUCCACCACGUGUUUUCCUUACUAAAUUUAUAUGUUGACCAUAGUGUAUGAGAGUCUCAGCUAAGUUAUUCUCCCUGAAUAGAACAAAUAGAGCUUAUCAGGCAGAACAUUGGCAGGUAGAAGGUUUAGCAAAAUAUUUGCGAUGUGUUGGAAUUGAUGCUGCAAUUCCUUCUGUGAAAAAGCCCGAACCAAGGUACUUUCAUUGGACAGACUCUUUUUUUUUUUUUUUUUUAACUUCUUCGUGGAAAGUAACAUUUAAAUUGUAUGAGAUGAUUGAAUGUUGCAACAAUCGCCUUGCCCUCAGGCAGUUGAUAGAACAGGCGCACAAAGAAAAAAGGGUUAUUUUAACGCGAGAUGCAAAGCUUUUGAAGCAUCAGUAUUUGAUAGGCAAUCAAGUAUAUAAGCUGAAAAGUUUAAUCAAGAACGACCAACUAUUGGAGGUAUAUUUCUCCUUGCAUGCUAAAUUAUUGUGAAAAAAAAUUAAAUCAACUUCUUUGUUCUUUCUUCAGUGGUUUUCUUCUUUUAUUCUCGAUUAAAAAAAAAAAUCAGAUAAGAGAAACUCGUUACUAUUGCUCAAAAUGAAACCCAUCAAUUCAUCAAAGAUUUUCUCUUUAUUUAUCGCCAGAAGAGGGUAUUUCAUCUGAACAUAGCAAGUCUUGAUUUUUCCCGGAUUUUGGCAGAUGUUACCCAAGACUUUCAGGUUUGACUUCUUACCCAGGGAACGGUGACAGCUGGAUAUAUGUGGGGCAAUGUUUCCCGAAUGAAAGGACUAACUGGGGGAAACAAAAUUGGUUUUCUUUCAUGAGAUUUUCCUAGGAAAUGGCGUAUUAUCCUCCAAAGUUCCGAAAUUACUGAGAAACAAUUCACCAAUAGACUUGCGUUUGAUGGCAGGUGAUUGAAACCUUCCAGCUGAAAAUCUCCGAGGAACAGCUUAUGUCACGUUGCUCUAAAUGCAACGGUCGUUUCAUUCAGAAACCAUUGAGUAUUGAAGAAGCCGUUGCAGCUUCAAAGGGUUUCCAAGUGAUUCCCAAUUGCCUCUUCAAACGGGACUUAGAAUUCUGGCAGUGCAUGGACUGUGGCCAGCUUUACUGGGAGGUGCCCUCUUCUCUUCAAAGGGUUUCAUUCACAUACUCCAUGCGACACGCCAUUUUCUUAUAGAACAAGAAUCCAUCACUUGAUCAGCGCCUUAUUUUAUGUAGUUCUUUUCCAUGUGCAGGGAACCCAGUACCAGAAUGCCGUCCAGAGGUUCACCAAUGUCUGCAAGUUGACCGACUGA